GAGUGAGGCGGGCGAAGUUACUCCGCGGCGCCGGGCCCCUCCGAGGGACUGCGGGCGGGGAAGAGCCUGUCCCCGCGGUGCUGGGAGAGCUGACACCGCCGCCGCCAGCAGAGCAGCCCGGCUUUGGCCAUGAAGAGGAAACAGAAAAGGUUUCUGCAAAUGACGCUGCUCUUCACCGCGGCUCUGAUUUUCCUGCCUGACAUCGGCCUCUGGUCUCUGUACAAGGAGAAGCACCUGGUGAAGCCGCCCGAAGCCGCGGAGCCGCAGACACUUCCUUUGGGGCUGGGAGAUGGACAGCUCUUUACCUGGACUGAUGGCCUGAAAAGGAAGGACUGGCAUGAUUAUGAAAGCAUUCAAAAAGAUGCUAUGCGUUCAGGGAAAGGUGAACAUGGGAAACCAUACCCUCUUACAGAGGAAGACCAUGAUGAUUCUGCUUAUAGGGAAAACGGCUUCAACAUAUUUGUUAGCAACAACAUAGCACUGGAACGAUCCCUGCCAGACAUCCGGCAUCCUAACUGUAAGCACAAGGUGUACUUGGAAACACUACCAAACACCAGCAUCAUCAUCCCAUUCCAUAACGAGGGCUGGACUUCGCUCUUGCGCACGAUCCACAGCAUCAUCAACCGCACUCCAGACAGCCUGAUCGCAGAGAUCAUCCUGGUGGAUGACUUCAGUGACAGAGAACAUUUAAAAGAGAAGCUGGAGGAGUACAUGGUGCGUUUUGCCAAGGUGAGGAUUGUGCGCACCAAGAAACGAGAAGGGCUCAUUCGGACCAGGUUGCUGGGAGCCUCGCUGGCUAGAGGAGAAGUCUUGACAUUUCUGGAUUCCCACUGCGAAGUCAACGUGAAUUGGCUGCCACCCUUGCUUAACCAGAUUGCACUUAACCACAAAACCAUCGUGUGUCCUAUGAUCGAUGUCAUUGACCACAAUCACUUUGGCUACGAGGCACAGGCAGGGGAUGCCAUGCGAGGAGCUUUUGACUGGGAAAUGUACUACAAAAGAAUCCCAAUUCCUCCGGAGCUCCAGAGAGCUGAUCCCAGCGACCCCUUUGAGUCUCCUGUAAUGGCUGGAGGUCUAUUUGCUGUUAACCGGAGAUGGUUUUGGGAGCUAGGAGGCUAUGAUCCAGGAUUAGAAAUAUGGGGAGGAGAGCAGUAUGAAAUCUCCUUUAAGGUGUGGAUGUGUGGGGGUGGCAUGUAUGAUGUUCCAUGCUCUCGAGUUGGACAUAUCUACAGAAAGUAUGUUCCAUAUAAAGUCCCUUCUGGAACCAGCCUGGCACGGAACCUGAAGCGAGUGGCUGAGACGUGGAUGGAUGAGUUUGCAGAGUACAUUUACCAGCGACGGCCUGAGUAUAGGCAUCUCUCAACUGGUGAUAUCUCUGCCCAGAAGGAGCUGCGCAAGCACCUCAAGUGUAAAGAUUUCAAGUGGUUCAUGGCUGCAGUGGCUUGGGAUGUCCCCAAAUAUUACCCUCCUGUGGAACCUCCACCUGCUGCCUGGGGGGAGAUUCGAAAUGUGGCAGCCAACCUCUGUGUGGACAGCAAACACGGAGCCACGGGAACUGAGCUGAGGUUGGACAUCUGUGUGAAGGACGGCUCAGAACGAACAUGGUCACAUGAACAGCUCUUCACCUUUGGUUGGAGAGAAGACAUCCGCCCUGGGGAGCCACUUCACACCAGGAAGUUCUGCUUUGAUGCCAUCUCACACAGUAGUCCUGUCACACUGUAUGACUGUCACGGGAUGAAGGGGAACCAGCACUGGAGCUAUAGGAAGGACAAAACUUUGUUCCAUCCGGUAAGCAGCAGCUGCAUAGAUUGCAACCCAGCUGAGAAGAAGAUUUUCAUGAACAGAUGUGAUCCUUUAUCUGAAACGCAACAGUGGAUUUUUGAACACAUUAAUAUGACUGUUUUAGAAAAAUUUAACAGCAAAGCCAGUUCCUAGAAGGAAAAAAAAAAAAAAAAGAAAAAAUGAACGCACCUAUUUACGCCUAUUUACGUACAGACUGCAGACUACAUUUUUGCCAGCAUCUGGGUCAAAGGAGUCAGGAAUUAAACUUCCUAGAUCCAGGAAAUCUGUUCUGAGGAUUAAGAAAAUGCCACAGCAAGAGCCAGCAGGCUGUCCUUGUGGAUAUACAGUAUCUGGAGGACUUGGCCAAGAGCCUCACCGGAUGCUGCUGAGAACUUCAGGCUGAAAAUUCCCUUGCUGGUCAAGGGAAAAACUUUGUUUAAAAACUGUUUAAAAGUACUCCAAGUUAAUAAAGUAAAACAAAACUCUAGAGUUUCUCAGGUCAAAUCCUGCUAUAGUGAGUAGCUCAGAACAGAUGCUAUGAUUUGGGAUGGGUUUAUGGAGUGCAUGACACCUACAGGGACCUGAAGAAAUCCCAGGUUUUAGAAUUAAACAUGCUGGUAGAAGAGUAAUGAUAUCCCAGCAUUCCCUAGACAAGAUAUAUGCUCUGUUGACAUUCUCUUAAUAAAAGGUUGGGUUAAGCAGGUUUAACCCUCAGAACUGCUGCAAUUAAUUUAAAAUACCUCCCUUUUACAUUCCAUUCAUUACCAAAAUAGGAAUGGUAGAAACCUUAGGGUCUAGAAUUACACUAUAGUGAAGCAUGAAAUAAACUGUAUGGUUUUGCCCUCACAUUUUCCUCCCUUCAGGAAAAAUAAAGCAAAGCAAUCAAAUUUAAAUAUAUGAUAUAUUUAGCAGUUGUGAUUCAAAUCCCAUUGUCAUACAAGGUGAGAUUUUUUUUUUAGUGACAAAUAUAACAGCAGUAGCUGCAGCAUAACAGAAGGCUUGUGGACUAUCUGUCUUUUUUAAAGGUAGAAUCUUUACCAACAUAUAAAUUAAAUUGAAAAUAGGCUGGGGAAAAAAAUCCAGAGGAGAGUGGAAAAUAAUUGCAUACUGCAUGCUAAACUAGGUUAGUCAAAUUAAUACUGGUAUGCUGCCAUCACCUAAAAGCAUGUUGACUCCCUGCAGUGCAGCUUAAAAGAUCUUGCAGUGCUCUUGACACAGAGGAGUGGAGAGAAAAAUUGACAGGAAAUCAGUUGGGUGGUUUCAGAGUUUUUGAAAUCUGUGAUGGAAAUCGUGAACUUUCCACAGCGAGCAAGUGAAUGGUAUUGUAGAUACCUCAUGAGGGAGGAAACAAGAAGUGCAAGCAAGUCACACAUUGCAGUAUUUUGGUACUUUAGACACAGGCACUAUUCAGGGUAACACAGACUUCCAUCACAGUGAUGAUCACGAUGGGUCCCUCAGACGUAUCAAGCUGUUGGAGAGAGAGGCCUCUAAAACAUUUUGAAAGGGUGUCUAUGAUUCUUCUCAGUUCAUACUGAUAUGUGGAACAUGACUGAUAACUUUGAGAUUGUUCAAGGAAAGAACGAGUAUAGAUUUAUAUCAGGUAAAUACCUAGCUUUUGCUUGAAAGAUGAAUUUACAGAUGAAAGCAUCAUAAAUUCAGAUAGAUCACAUCCUCUGUGCUGUAACUCCUUUCAGGUUCCAAAAAUAACAUUUGUAAUUAAGUUGCUAAUUGUGAUUGCUGGUGAGGUGACUGACUAACCAAAAUACUAAUGGGCAAUCUAAUCUGUUUUAAGGGAGUGGAGUGACUUCAUUUGUUUAUUUCUCCUUAAACUCUGUUUAUGCACAAAGAGCAUUGAUUGCAUUGAGAAUGGUUCUAGUACCAAUAUGCUAUUAUAUAGGAAUAUUUUGUAGUUGCAGGUCAUAUGAGAGUUUUAAAAGGGGAAUGAGGUCCUGUAGCCUUCAGGGAUACAUGCACUUGGGAAAUUGUGAAAUUUCCAAUAUAUUGAGCAAUUGCUGCAAGUUAUUGGAGAGAUCUUUCUAAUAAUUUAAAGGAAUGUGUCCAUAGAGUUGUCAUUUUAUGAUUUUAAAAUAAGUGAGCUUGUUUAGGUAUUGUUUGAAUUUAAUUUGAAGAUAUGGUGUGCUCAGGAACAGAAGAAGGUUCCAGUAUGAGGAUACAUCAUUGAUGACCAGGAUACUUUGUUUAGCUGUCACAGCAUCAUUUAUUUGCAGCCUGAUCAUGAGGAAAGAGGGUUUGGGAAAAGAAGAAAAUGGCUGCCUCAAAUAUAAGUGCAGCCCUUAAGCUGCUGGUUGUAACUGGCCCCAAACUGUCAGUCCUGGAAGCGACACUGUAUGUCUGAAAUAGAGAAGCAAAGGAGGAUUGCUAAGCCAGAACAGAUUGGUAGGGUUAUGUCAUUCAGUGUCUGACUGCAUCUCAAUGGUCUGAUUUUGAGAUGUCUAAUGGGAACUAGGCUGCUCCUAGGGCAAAGAAAAUCUAUGCCUUUUACAGCCCUUGUUGAGUCUUAUUGCACAGCACCUUACACUGCCAAAGGAAGCCUUGUACUUACUUGUAGCUGAUCACAAAUUGUAAACUCUUGCAGUCCUUGUCCAGAAAGCAAUCUAUGUGACUAAUAGUCAGAUAUUGUGGGGAAAGAGAACAGUCCUUGCACAGGACUCCUUCAACAAAAGUUUUAUUAAUAAUAAAUGAUCAUUGCUGCUUUUCAGUUCAAGUCUGUCUUGGGUAUUCUCCAAAGGUUUCCACUGAUAAGAGUAUUUCAUUACCAAUUUGCCAUGCAGAAUUUCUUUAAUUCUUCCUGCAACCAUAUCUUUUCCAGCCAAUAAACUUCUGAACAAUUUUUUAGGUUGGAGAGUUGUAUCUUCCUCUCAUAUUUCUCCCGGAGUAUUUAACUUUAACGUGUGUUUCUUCAAAAGACUAUGGAAUUUCUUCGUAGAAUUUUUUUUAAAUACCAGGUAGUUCUGAACACAUUUUAAAUAUAGCACAUAGGUGGCAUUAACUAAUGUGGGCUUAUCAUUUCAGGGGAGCUAUACUGAUUUCCUCAACUAUUUACUUGCUUCUGUUUUUUUCAAUUGAUUAUUUUAUGGCUUUAAUCAAGAGAUCUGAAAAGAAGAUCUUUGUAUCUGUAAGAGUUCAUCUACCCUAAAUGUUUUCCAUUUAGUAUUAACUGACCUUUUUUUUGUGGCCAGCAAACUGCUACAACUGGAGAGAGCAACUGGAAAAACUGAAAUAAACUCCAAGUGCAACUAAAACUCUGAAACAAGACAUCUUCCCCUGAAUAUAUUCCAGGAUCUAAACUAAAAAGAGGCCUUGGGGGACAGGGCUCAAAGGAGAGAGGAGGAGCUGGGAAACAAAGUCUUUCAAAUAUGGGAGAGUAGCCUUGUUGCGGAGACAUGACAAGACUUCACUUUUCAUUGGCCGCAGUCUUAUUUCAGAAAAAUGAGAUUGCUUUAGAACAAAUGUUUCUGCAGCAGUAUGGAUAUUCCUGGGUGUGAUCCAUUUAUGAAUAGCUGCUGAACUAAGUCUGUCUCAUGAUGAAGAUAGACUAAGCUUGAAAUGAAGCUGACAAGCACUUAACAACCUUUGAUUACUGGCGAUUUACCAGGCAUCAGUGUCUCCAGUGGCCUUAGUGAAAUCUUAUGCCACAUAGAAUAAAUGUGUAUAAAUAGCUUGACCAAACUGAUUAGAUAGGAGGCACUUCUGCAGGAGUGGGUGUUACCUUUGUUUAAAAAAAUUCAUAAUCACAAUUCAUUUGCAUUUUUACUGAUAACUUCUGCAAGGGACUGAGUGAGGGAGAUCCUUUUAGCCUAUCUGGAUGGAUUGGAGAUGGAGCAUUUUAGGAAGGCAGUACUGGCAAGUUUUCAGUGUGGCUGACACCAGGGGUGCAUCCAUUUGCUAUUUAAAGAGCAUCUGUAAUGUUGAUAACCCAGUGCCUUUCAAGAGAACACAGCAUGUAUGUUAAAAAGAAGGAAUAUGAUAAUGGUUUGAUUUUUCUUUUUUAAUCCAUCAAGGUUGUUAGGGAAAUAAUUUCAAAGCCUUGAAAACAACACAAAGUGAUCAAAAGUAAUGUUUUUUAUAGUGAUGUUAAUUUAUUCAUUUGUUUAACCCCCUCCCAAAUAUGUUCCAUAUUCUCCUAAAAGAGCACAUGGGUUCAAGAGUUGCUUUUACAUAACAUUUCAGGAUCUUGCCCUGUCUGAAAAUUUUGAAAAGUCUUAAAAAAAAUUAGGAAAUGUAAACCAAAAGGUAACAUAAAAACCUAAGAAAACUACCUAUUAUGUCUAGUGUACCAAGAGACGUUGUUAAAAGUUUGCUAAGAUAGUAUCUUUCAACUGUAAAAAUUUUAGAUUAAUAAGUAAUAGAGUUAUUAACUCUUUAGUGUGUAGUGCUUUUUAUUUAAGAUUUUUUAAUUUUAAUAAUGUAGUGUAUUUGUGUGGUCGUUGCUGACAGGUUUGGUUUUUUUUAACCCCACAUAAUACAUAAAUCUGUCUUAGGUCUCCUGAAACAUUUCUCUCCUCAUAUUUCCUUGUUAUAAUUCUGAAUGCACUGGAUUUAAGAAAAUGCAAACAUAUGAAAAAAAUCUCUGAAAGGUAAGAAACAUAUGUAAAAACAAAUAAUGAGAAAGUUUAGCUAGUGAAAUUCAGAGAAAUGUAUCACAUUUCCAAAGCUUCAGCAGCAUUCAGAAAAUACAUUUGCUCUGUGAAGUGGUUUCUGUUCUUUCAGUGUAUCAUUAAUAUCAGUGGUACUACUCCUGGGACAGGACUUCUGAAACUGGUGUUACUAGCAUUUGGACAACAUGGUGCCAGAAGGGGGAAAAAACCUAGAGCUUCAGCAAAGAUUUCAUUUCAAACACUGCAAUCUGGUAUGCCUUAAGAUUUUCCUUGUUUUCUAAGGUUUCUGUUACCUUAGUAGGUUUUUUUUUUUUACAGGACCUUACAGUGCAGGAGGUGCUUCAGUGGGCCUUAUGAAAACAAUGCAGGCAACAGGGGAACAAAGAGGAUAUGGGUUAAAACAAUAAUAAUUUGUGAUUACCUAAAGGUGGAUUUACCAUAGCACUGUCCAGUAGGUUGAUUAUAUACAAAAAUAAGUUUAUUUUGUGCAGCCACUUUGGUAGGUGCUUCAGGGAAUCAAUGAAUGAGAAGGAGCCUCACAAAGUGGGUCAGCAGAAAAGCUUGUACUCAGUAAAAGAUGUAGAAAACCUCAGAAUGAUCCAUUUUAGAGAAGCAAAUGAAUAAGAUGAGAUUGGUAUCAUGGACAGUGCACGUAAUGUAAGGGGAGCUGCAGUGAGGCAAGUCUGGUGAGUGGUAAUAUCUUAAAUAUACUAAGACAUAGGAAAGGAAAACUUGGUCCUCAUUAAUCUUAGCAGGAUUCCCUAAGACUAUCAAAGUAUUAGUUGAUUAAAUUAAGUUAAUCCUUGAUCUCCCCACUAAAUGACUCAACCUGGAAGGGACCACAGUCCAAGCAAAAUUCUGCUGAUCACUCUGGAGCAUCUAUCAGCAAAAGAUACCAUUAGGUACAGUUCAGUCAAAAACCCCAACUGGCACCAGAACUAAAACAAUAUUAUCAGCCCAAAAUAUCUUUAGGCCUCUGGCAUCCCUCUAUGAAAAAAAGGUUUUAUUUGCCUAAAGGAGUGAUUGAUGGUAAUGAUCCUGGAUUAAGAAGAUCAAGAAUUGUGAGCUUUCAAGGAGGUGAAAGGCCAAAUGCUGAGAUUAGGAGUUGGCAGUUUAAUUGAGAGAGGAAGGAGGAGGAAAUAGGUGGUAAAAGGGAAAAAGUAGGAAUCAGGCUUAAUUCCAUAUACGAAGGAAGUAUGUCCCACAAGGGUCAGCCACUGAUAAUUUUGGAUACCUCUUCAUAGCAGGACUUGAAUGUUUAUUUCCAUCACAAAUAUUCAGGAACUGAGAGGCAAUCAAGCCCUUUUGCAAGGAAUUAAAUUUAGAAUAAGGAGAACUGCCUAAUCUGAAAUAUAUUGAUUGUGAAAUACAUGGUCACAACAGAGAAAAGCUUUGCAGGACCCUGAGUUUGUUCUGAGUUUUCCACCAAAGGUAUGUGUGUAUGUUCUUGAGGAUACUUUAUAGAUAGUACAUAGAAGCAGAACAUUAUGGUCCACUUUUUACUUAGUUUAAUAUUUCUCUCUAUCUCAGGCAUUUUUGAAAGAAGAAAAGUGUUUAACUCAAUUUCCCUAGAAAAUGUCAACUUGGAUCAGUGUGAAGUAGCUCUGCCUACUCCCUUUGUGGAUCAAGAUAAAUUUUCCUCUUCAGACAUUUCAUACAGCUCUUAAAAAAAAAGAAUCUUGUGGCUCUGCCUUCAUGGCUCCUUGCAGCAUUCACCUCCUCUAUGCAUUUCAGUUAUUUUAUGGAUUUUUUUUUUCUAUUUUGUGUUUCUUCCCUUCUGCCGACUCACUAUCUGCCAGAGUCCUGGUCCCUCUUUCUUCCCACCUUUCUGCUCUGUGUUUCUGCUGCUGCAGAUCCCUCCUCAAGAUAAGAGCAACUAAAGGUGCUUUGAUCUUGACUUGGCAGAGCUUCAAGCCCUUCUGCCUCGAGGUACCUAGCUUGUUCUAGCAGAGGGAUGGGGAGGAGAAAGACACCUGAGGAGAUGGGAGAAGUUCUGUUGUUAUGGGUCAGUCUCACUACAGAUAUUGCCAGUGGAAGAGUUAUAGCUCCUAGCACAGACAGGAGCUAUAUUUCUUUGAGGGGAAAAAAAUUGCGUUGGUGAUCUACUUUCUCAUCCAUUUUUGAAAUUCAGUGCUGCCCAGAGAGGGGAGUAUGUAAGAACAAGAAGUAUCGGAAGUAUCUUAUUCAGUGGAUAUACUUUGUUUAAUUUUUAUACUUUGUUUAAUGUUUAAUUGUACUUUGUACAAAUGUUUAGAAGCAGCUGAACUUCUUGUCUUCAAGUUUUUAAUUUCUGAUUAUCCUUAUUGAGCUAAUAUGGAUACAAGAAAACUGAGUAGAAUUAUUUUUAAGUGUUUUUUUUAUAAGCCACCAAGGGGUUAUAAUAACUUUAACUGAAGUCAUUAUUCCAAAUCUGAAGUGGAUGUGUAGUCUGUGAUGGGUACAUGACACGGGUUAACCUCUAGUCAAGCUGCAGAGACUCAGAGGGGCUUUAUUUAUAACAAGAGAGAGAAUGCCCAAUGUGCAGCAGCCUUUGCUUAAAGAUGUACAGGGCUCUAGUUUAUUCCCCGGCAUGUCAACAAAUCUAGUAUGUAUAAUGAUUCCCAUUGUCAAAGCAACAAUUGCAGACAUGACAGUAAAACAUCACCUUUUCCUUCCUACUAGAAGAGAAUCCUUUCUCUGGUUUCCUGUAGGUCUUUAUGCACCUCGAGAGUUUAUUUGUAACCAGAACAUACGGAUAAAAGUUAUACCUGUCCUUUCACUAAACAAGUUCCUAGGAAACUGGAGUACCAGUGUAAAGCCUGUACAAAUGCACUGUCCAAAGGAUUGUCAGCCAAGGAACAGGGGUUUCAUACAAAGAAAAAUAAGACCCAAAUGGACAUGACCUGCCAUGUGCACUCACAGCCCAGAAAGCCAAACGUGUCCUGGGCUGCACCAAAAGCAGCAUGGUCAAGCAGGGCCAG
Molecule: messenger RNA, 9361 nt
Organism: Catharus ustulatus (Swainson's thrush)
Lineage: Eukaryota; Metazoa; Chordata; Aves; Passeriformes; Turdidae
Gene: GALNTL6
Product: polypeptide N-acetylgalactosaminyltransferase like 6
Exons: 12
Coding region: 130-1935 (601 amino acids)
Cellular component (GO): Golgi apparatus
Source: RefSeq, a predicted model, not a curated record